This is a messenger RNA of Phaedon cochleariae (mustard beetle), 2563 nucleotides long. NCBI's taxonomy places the organism in Eukaryota, Metazoa, Arthropoda, Insecta, Coleoptera, Chrysomelidae. The record is from the annotation of a GenBank genome assembly.
ACUGUUUGUGUGCAAGUCAGACGGGUGAGAGCGCGUCAUUGCGUUCGUGUGAAGUGCAGUGUGGUGGUUUUCGCCAUGCGUGAUUUAGCCACCAAAAUGGCUGAAUUGAAAUUCGAGGCCCCCCUGGCCCAAUUCGAGGAAUCCGACGAGUGGGGCUCCACGGAAUUCCAGUCGGCCAACCUGAAGAACGAGAACGCAAUCAAUAACAUCAACUGCAACAAGAAGAAACAGGACAUAAACGACGUGUUGAAUGAUUUCAACGAAGACAUCCUGAAUAAUUCGAUGCCGAACGUACCCCCGAAGAUAAUCAUGAGGAAGGGUGAUACCCCCUCCGUGGCUGACAAUUUCACGGAGACCUUUUCUGGAUCUCUCGAAGAUCUCGUCAACACUUUCGAUGACAAGAUAACGAAGUGUUUCGGGAAUUACGAGGAAUCGGUGGAGACAUUGGCACCUGUUCAAGUGAGGAGUCAGGAGGAGAUAAUGAACGAAUGCCAGAUGUGGUGGACUCUCACUGGAAAUUUUGGAAAUAUACUCCCAAUAGAUUGGUCAAAAUCUUAUGCUAGAAAAUUGCAAAUAAAUGCAUUACAUCUAGAUCAGGACGAAGCGGUAGCCGGUGACCUUGACAUGCACGCCCUCAUUUUGGGCACCGCGGGCGCGCCCCACGACGUCGAGCCUCUCAAGACGGCCGACGAGGUCAUUCGAGAGAUCGACGACAUGAUGCAGGAGGACGACGAAGAGGCGGAGGAGGAGGAGGAAGCCAGAACUGCGAGGCUGGAGAGCCGCGAGCUGAACGAGCUGUUCCUCGAGCUGGAAGUGCUGAUAAGAGAGUUCUCAGAAACGCUGAUCUCAGAACUGGCCCUGCGAGACGAACUGGAGUACGAGAAGGAGCUGAAGAACACUUUCAUCUCGCUGUUGUUAGCGGUGCAGAACAAAAGGCGGCAGUAUCACGUGGAGAAAAAGAGGUCCGCGAAAAAUUCUGCGAUGAAAAAUUCGAAUGGAUUGGACCCGAAGUAUUUGACAACUGUUAUUCCAUACCAUAUAGAUAGUGGAACUCCAGAUAAUCAAACUCUCCAAAUCCUAAUCAAAAUACUGAAAGCCAUCAAUGAAGAUAGCCCUACCGUGCCCACUUUAUUGACAGAUUAUAUACUGAAAGUUUUCCUGAGAGAUUGGCCAUAUUGUAUUUACUGAUUGUUCGAUGGGGAUUUAGUAUAGAGAUUUCCUUCACGUAUCAAAAGAACAAAAAAAUCACCCUGUAUAUUGAAUAAAACGCUCGUUUUGUAGCCUGCAAUGAAUCCUUUUGUUGAGUAUAACUAAUGUGAAUAUGCAACACAGCAAGGAAAUUGAGGUUGAACUUCUUCAUAGUAUCUUCACACCAUCAGUAAUAUAUCUUUUAAUAGUCUCAAAAGUAGCUUUUUGUUGGAUCAGUUCAAGUAAAAAAUACCACUUUCAUCAACUUAUCAGAAUCUACACCACAAAGCAAGUCAAUUGCUCCUAGUUCACCUCAUUUUUCUUGGUGUGUUCAUGAAUAUUUAUAUCAUGUGUUUUGAAAACCGGAAAGAUGUGAUAUUGACGGUUUCAGAAGAAUACGAAAGUAUAUAAAUGUAAUGUAUUCGUGGAUAUAUUUUUCCUGCAAUGUAUAUUUCAUGUUAUUUUCUAUUUCAAUAUGGAGGGCAUAAGUGUUUGGAUUCGAUCAUAUAAACAUUUUUAACAAAAUUCAUUCACCUACGAACUGGUAGCUCUUACGGAAAUAUGUUUGAGAAUGCAUUCCAGAUUAAUGCAGCUUGGAGUAUGAAAAAUAGAUGUAAUUGUUGAUUUUUUCAUAACCAAAUUUUAUUUCCUGCCGUUGAAAUGAUAUAUCGAAUAUAUACAUCUGGGUAUCGAAGAUAAUGAGAAAAUGACUGGAUACGUGAUUUUGCUUUCAAAAUCAGUGCAACGAGCUCUCAUUAUAUAAUUGUUCCGAAACCUUGAAAGUAAUAGAAUUACGCAGCUUCAAAGUUCGAUUCUCUCCAAAUUUGGAUGGAGAAUAGAAAGGAACAGUGGUGAUUCGAAAAAAUGUUAUACAAACUUGCUGCAUUAAUUCUAAAAGUAGGACCACCACUCGAUUUAUUUGCUGAUAAUUUUCAGACACCCUAUCUAUAGUUAAAGUAAGAGCAAUAGCCACAACAGUUGAAUACAGAAAUAAUAAAAUAGAAUGACAAUUUCUAAUGCUAUCUGCUAAUUUUUCAUGCAAUUGUUCCUUUAUUUCAGUUAUAUUUAUGAUAAGUGAAUGUGAAAUGCUGUAGAUUCUGGUGUAGUACAUUGUUUUUAGCAUUAUAUUACAGAUAAUAUUUUUUAUAAGAUAUAAUGUGAUUGUUUCAUAUUGUCAUGUGAAUCUAGAAAUAAAGAUUGCCUGCUCUCGAAAAUUGUAUAAUGUUAGGGUGACAAAUGAUGCUUUCAUGAUUCUUGCCAUAUUAAUUUAAUACCUAAUUUCAAUGAUAUUUAAUUUAUUAUUAGAAAACUUUACAUGUUUCAAGAAGCAGCAUGAAUUUAGAUCUCUUGAAAAUAAAACUUCCUCUGACAUAUU